Molecule: messenger RNA, 498 nt
Organism: Emiliania huxleyi CCMP1516
Lineage: Eukaryota; Haptophyta; Isochrysidales; Noelaerhabdaceae
Exons: 3
Source: RefSeq, a predicted model, not a curated record
AUGCACUACCUCACUGGGCCUGAGACCAUCAGCCAGCAUUCCGUCACCGUCUCGGGGCCCCUGCGCCAACUGCGGCUCGCACCGCCUGCUCAAGCCCGCCUCGACCGCGCCGCGUCCCGUGACAAGUGCCACGGCGAGGCCAAGGCCACCGAGGCCGCGUCCAAGGCCCUGCUCCGCACGCAGAGGGCGGAGGAGGCACGCAAGGCGCGGACCGCCGCCGAAGCAGAGCGGGCUGAGAAGCUUGCCUCCCUCUCGGCUCGCGUUGAGGAGUCGGCGGAGCGCAAAUCCAAGCUCAUGGCGGCGACGCAGGCCAAGAAUGCGCAUUGGUUCAAGCGCGCUCUGGCCGUCGUGGCGGCCCACAAGGAGCAGCAGCGCGAGGCCGCGCAGGCCUCCGCCAUGAUGCUCGAGACCAAGUUUGGCGCCGCCGCCGAGCGACGCACCGCGUCGAUGAGCUACAAGCCGAACUCGGGCUCGCGCGCAGAGCUCGUCAAGGCGGCG